Messenger RNA from Linepithema humile (Argentine ant), 2093 nucleotides. It is a transcript of the gene DCP1, whose product is annotated as decapping protein 1. The record is from RefSeq and is a predicted model, not a curated record. Gene Ontology annotation, molecular function: mRNA binding; enzyme activator activity. Gene Ontology annotation, cellular component: P-body. Gene Ontology annotation, biological process: deadenylation-dependent decapping of nuclear-transcribed mRNA; positive regulation of catalytic activity; deadenylation-independent decapping of nuclear-transcribed mRNA. Lineage: Eukaryota; Metazoa; Arthropoda; Insecta; Hymenoptera; Formicidae.
CCAAAAUCUAGUAUGGCGGUUAUUCCAGGAGCAGCUGCUUGCGUUAUUUGAAAAUACGAUCCUUUCUGUGACUGGUAAUCAGUGGACAAAGAGUGGUGAAAUCAGCACGUUUAUAUUAAGUUUCUAAUUAUUAUAAAGCCCCACGUGCACAGCAAUUUUAAUCAUUAUCAUCAUUAUCAUGACGGAUCGGAUCGAAUUGAGGAUGAACGUGGCCGCGUUGAAACGAGUUGAUCCCUAUGUCAAGGAUAUUCUCGAAACCGCGACUCAUGUCGCUUUGUACACAUUCAACGCAGAAGAGAAUGAAUGGGAUAAGACGGACAUCGAAGGCGCUUUGUUUCUUUAUUCGAGAAAUGGCGAACCGUAUCACAGUAUUCUCAUAAUGAACAGAUUGAAUACGAAUAAUUUAGUAGAACCAGUUGCUCCUGGUUUAGAUUUGCAGCCACAGGAACCAUUUCUGCUGUACAGAAAUUCCAGAAACAACAUACAUGGUAUUUGGUUUUAUGAAAAAGAAGAGUGCAUACGUAUCGCAUGCAUGUUAAGAAAACUUUUGAAGGAAUGCGAAGAGACUCGCAGUGUUAAUAACAAUGAACCAGUAGAUAAAAUUAAAAAAACCUCAGGAUCUAAUGUGAACGAUGUGGAUAUAUUCAGUAUGCUCAGCAAGGCGCAAAAGGAUUUCAAUACAAGCAGGAAUAUUGAAGGUGGCACAAUAAUCAGAUCAAACUCUCCACCGAAUAAUGUUACCGGGCCACUAGCUGUUCCCUUAGGACCUGACGUUACCUCGCAAAGUGUAAUGGAUUUCUUUGCUAAAGCUAAGGUGAAUACUGGACAUUUCAAAGCAGGCGAUCCGCCUACUCAGGGAAGUGCGGUUGCAGCUGAAAGCAAACCUUUACUCGCCCGCUUAAUGUCUCACCCAGCGGCGCAUACUUUGGAACAUAUUGAAAAACAACAGAGAUCUAUAACGCCACAGCCCUCCACCCUUCAGUCGCAAUCCGCAACAAUUUCCUCUACAAACAGAUCUAAAAGACGGAACAAAGCAACUCCUCAACAAGAGUCAGUAAUGUCCACGUCUACGUCGAUCUCACAAGAUCAUUCGUUACCCGUUACUCAAACUACUACUGAUUCAAACGGGCCGACUGGAUUUCUCAGGAUACUGUCUCCAACCAACACGAGUUCUUUAAAAAACCAUCAAUCUAUGAACGUUGCUAAUACCAACAAUGCCAAUCCACUUGCAUCAUUAUUUGCUCACGCUUCCGGAAGUACAUCAUCGGAUGACAUUAUCGCACCGACAGCAACAUUGUCUGGAAGAGGAUCAGCGCCAGCCUUGAUACCUCCUGUAAUGUUUGCCGCUCCCAGUCCGCCAGAUCCUUCAAGCAGAUCAGUAGAACCAUUGACGAGAAAUCAGCUUUUACAAGCGUUCAAUUACCUGUUGAAAAGCGAUCCAGAUUUUAUCAACAAGCUUCACGAGGCCUACGUCAAAUCAUUUGGAGAGAUACUUUCCUAAAUCUGUCAGCAUAUUGUAAUACUAACGAAAAACCCAUGCGGGUUGUGACUGAUAAAACAAUUAAGCUAAAAAUCUCGAUACUGUGUAUGUACAUGUAUGUAUGUACAUAUUUGUGACAAUGCUCGAAAUUCAAUUGACUCGAGAAACCAAGAGCCGUUUCUUUUAAAAGAAAGGAAAAUUUCUUUUCUGGCCAAGAGUUAGAAAGCAAUUACAGGAAUACAAGACGAUAUGAUACCUUGAACAGUAUUUUUGUAAAAUAAUGCGCUUUCUUUCGAAAAAAAAGGAAAGAAUACAUGUAAGAAGUGAUCGGUAAUGGAAAUCAGUGAGAAAUCUGUGAACAAAUUGGAUGGUAUACAACGGGAAAAAUAAUGAGCGGUUUUUAAACUGUGAUGCCAACAUUUGUAUUAUAAGCGCGUUUUAUGACUGAAAUUUCAAUGCAGCACGAGAUCCUUUUUUUUUUGAGCUGAUCAAAAUAUCUAUUUUACAGAGUAAUGACGUAUCCUUCCUAUAUAUCGGAUACCAAUGUGUAUGUUAUCCAUGAAAAGGAACAAAUAAAUAGAGACAAACACAUCGAGAAGAUGCUUAAAAUAUA